AUGUUUUGGAGAUUUGGCGGCUACGCCAACAUCUCGACUAUCGAUACCAUCCUUGAUAAGCCAGACUUCCAACUUGAGGAUCUUCUCGACGAGAGCGACCUAAUCCAGGAACUAAAACAACACAACACUAAGCUAAUCGAAUUUCUUCGCGAGUCUAAGGUCCUCGAGAAGCUCCUUGAAUAUGUCAUCACACCGAAACUCGAGCCCGUAGAAACUCCCGAAGAAGAAAAUAAUGAAGAGGAAAAGAAAGGGAGAUCUAGGGGCCUAUCUUUCGGCCGCCCACGUGCCUCGUCGAGGGCGACUAGCGAUGGACACGACGAGGAUGAAGCCGAAAAGAAGCGCAAUAGAUAUGCGUACGUUGCGGCCGAAGUGCUCUCUUCUGAUAACUGGUCUAUCUACGAGGCCUUGAUGGAAAGCCAACAGCUCCUGAGCGAUUUCUGGAAUUUCUUAAAACACCCAUCCCCUUUGGACCCCCUACAGGCUAGUUAUUUCACUAAGGUCAACGAAGCUCUUUUCGACAAGAAAACAGAUGAGAUGUUAAGCCUUUUGAAAUCCCUCGACGACGCCAUUCCCAAUAUGUUACAACACGUCGAUUGCCCCAUGAUUAUGGAUCUUUUACUUAAGAUCAUCAGCCUCGAACGUACGGAGAAUGGCCAGGGUGUUGUUGAGUGGCUUUAUACUAAAGAUGUCAUGCCGACAUUACUUUCGUUCCUUGGGCCGGAACAUAACUAUGCUACUCAAACGUCCGCUGGAGACUUCAUCAAGGCUAUCAUCACUGUCUCUGCCAACGCCUCGCAAAACGAGCAGGCUUGUAUUGGACCGAACGAGCUUACACGCCAGCUUGUAUCUAAACCAUGUGUUGAAAAGCUUAUUGGGUAUAUGCUCGGGGGUGGGAACUCUUUGACUGUGGGCGUGGGGAUCGUCAUCGAGGUUAUCCGAAAGAACAACUCCGAUUAUGACCCGGACGUUGGACCCGAUUCAAACGCCCCGCCUUCAAGUCGUGACCCUAUCUAUCUCGGUACCCUCCUUCGACUCUUUGCGGACCACGUGCCCGACUUCAUGUCUCUAAUUUUGAAUACCCCUGCCCAAAAACAGCGAUUAGACUCUACCUUCGGAGAAAAGAUUGAACCCCUCGGCUUCGAUCGGUUCAAGACUUGUGAGCUUAUGGCCGAGCUACUACACUGUAGUAAUAUGGCGCUGCUGAACGAAGUUGGUUCAGAGCAAGUUAUUGCUUUGCGAGAUGAAGAACGCCAGCGCUUGCGGGCCGAAGGUCGGUUGGCAGUCACUCGUGUUGAAGAAGUACAAUCAACAGAAGAUCUGACUAUGAGGAUGCGCCACUCCUCUCCAGAUGAUGGUCGUCGUCUUGAGGUCACAAAUGCCUCGGACGAUGAUGGGUUUGAAGAAGUUACUCCGGUAAACGAGAUGACCGAGGACACAUCGCAUGAAUUUGUCAAAGCUGAAGAAGAAAUCCGCCCAGUCUCAUCCUUCCUCGAUAGAGACGACGACGAUUUUGUAGAGGAGCCGCUCAGUUCCCCAAGGUUAAAUGUCCAAGACGGGAGAGUCAAUGAGCAACAAUUCGAGAACCCCGAACUGGUUGUUGCGCCCCUUUCACCUAAAAAGCCAGAUGCUACACAUCAAUUACCACAAAAAGAGGAUGAUGCUUCAGCAACUGAUUCCGCCCCAUCGCAAUCACUCCAGUCGGCCACGGGAACACACGAUGUAAAGGCAGAUGAGAAACCUGAAAAUACCGGACCCCCCUCAGGAAGUGUUGAAGGAGCACAGUCACAGCAUGCAUUAGAACCGCCGCCUCCAACCACUGUCUCCGAGUUAAUGGGAAGUAUUCCUAGCUCUGCAGCUCAAAUGGGAGAUGCGAUUCUUCCAUCAUCCACUGAGAAGGCCGGCACAAUGGCCACGUCUUUAGAGAGCGAGUUGAGUGCAGUUCCUAACGAACCCUUACAAUCACAAGCAGAGAACACCAGCGCCGCUCCCGAUAUUCAAGUAGGCGAAACUCCUAUAGCAAGCACUCACCAGCCUGGACUUGCUACUGCUGAACCAGCAGAACAUCACGACCCAGUCGUCGGUGACUUCCUCAAGACGCAAUUCGUGGAAUACCAGGUGGUGCCAACAAUAUUAUCUUUCUUCUUUAGAUAUCCCUGGAACAACUUUCUUCAUAACGUCGUCUACGAUAUCGUCCAACAAGUAUUUAAUGGCCCGAUGGAUCGCGGUUACAAUCCUACUCUAGCUAUCUCACUAUUCGAAGCUGCCGAUAUCACCAACGCCAUUAUCAACGGCCAAUCAAUUAGUGAACAGUCACAGACCAAAAAUAAAACACGUAUGGGUUACAUGGGCCACCUCACACUUAUCGCUGAAGAAGUGGUUAAGUUUACGGAACGUAAUCCACCCGAGCUGUUAUCCGAACUUGUGUUAGACCGUGUGAUGAGCCAGGAUUGGAUCAAUUAUGUCGAGGGCGCCCUAGCAGAAACACGGGAAAGGGAUAAUGCUAUUCUAGGUGGCGUGAGACCCGAGGUUGCUCUAAGUAACAGGGCUCAAAUGGGCGGUAAUGGCCUGGGUGGUAUGGGAUUGUCGAGCCUCGGUCUCGGUGGUGCGCAAGGCGGAGGCUCGAACGCGCUUGCGGAAGCUGGAUUGAAUGGCGGAGGCACCAUGGAAAUGCAGGAUAACGGCAGUGGAAGCAGUAUCGGCCCCUUUAGCAUAAGCUCUGGUUUGCUUUCCGGUUCUGGUUUCGGCAGUUCCAGUGACGAGGACGAAGAUGAUGCGGAAGACAACGAGGAGGACGUCAAUAACGAGUUUCGUGCGUACACCGACCCAUUGAACUCGUCUUCAUCAAUGGAUCCUCCCUCCGUACCGCCGCCACCGCCCCCUCCGCCGCCACUAAACAUCCCCCCGUCGCGAGCACGUCUACAACUUGCAGCGAGACUCGCUAUGCAUCAGAAAAAUGCCACAACCUCGGCACAAUCAGAGGGUGCAGAGAAUAACGAAGCUGGUGGGUCUAAGUCUGGCAGGGAGGCCGAAAGCAUUCUUCGCAAUCCAUUCGAGGAUGACGGAGAGGAUGACGUCGACGACGAAAGUGACGAUGGUCUGGGCGAUGAUGACAAUACGGAUUCCUGGGGUGCGGGACCAUCCAGAGGUAGUUGGUGGCGAGGUGCUUUGGGGAGAGGGAAGGAGAGAUUUGGGGAUGGUAGAGAUGAUUCCGACUCAGAUAAGGAUGAACCGGCUGGGGGUGAUGAAGAAGACGAAGAGUUUGGUGAUUUUGCAAUGCCCGAAGUCGACAAGGACGGAAGCAACGAGAAAGGAGGGGUCAUUGUGAAGCCCCUACCAGUUCACCCACCUUCUCAAAGUCAAAAGACAUCACCCUUUACAAGUCUCUGGCCCUUUGGAUCGAAGGACAAAGAAAAGCAGAAAGCUAAAGAAGGCGAAACGUCCGAGAAACAUGAAAAUCCAGAUGAUAUUACAGGCGAAGACGGCGAAAAGAUUAAGAGCACUCACGAAGCGACCCGAAGGACGAGUAUCGAAGACCCUGACGAUGAAGAGGUGGUUGUUUAG
This is a messenger RNA of Hypoxylon trugodes, 3561 nucleotides long. RefSeq names its product SAPS-domain-containing protein. The coding region runs from base 1 to 3561 and encodes 1186 amino acids. Gene Ontology annotation, molecular function: protein phosphatase binding; protein phosphatase regulator activity. Lineage: Eukaryota; Fungi; Ascomycota; Sordariomycetes; Xylariales; Hypoxylaceae. Gene Ontology annotation, cellular component: nucleus; cytosol. The transcript has 4 exons. The record is from RefSeq and is a predicted model, not a curated record.